Angiostrongylus costaricensis is the source of this 690-nucleotide messenger RNA. The record is from the annotation of a GenBank genome assembly. Lineage: Eukaryota; Metazoa; Nematoda; Chromadorea; Rhabditida; Metastrongylidae.
AUGUCUUCACUACCUAGUAGCUCCUCGGAGACGGGACACCGAAAUGUCCACAAGUGGUAUUUCACCAAGGAAGAGGCAGCCAACACAGCGAGUAUUCGCGACGGGUUUACACCAGAAAAAGAGUUGACCUAUCGGCAGCAAGCAACUCGAUUCAUACAGAUGAUGGUGGAUCAGUUGAACCACAACGUCCGUGACCAAAGAGGGAAGAUGUGGUUCUUCGGAUUUACCACAGUUUGUUUCCCAUUGGACAUUGCUGCCGCAUGUUUGUUCUUAGCGGGCAAAAGCGAAGAAUGUCCGAGAAAAUUGGAUCACAUUGUACGAGUGUGGUGGGCAAAGAAAUUCGACCGUCAUCCAACUAUUCCAAGUAACAAUGUGCGUUUCUUACUAUACAUUAAGUUUACACAACAUCCAUUAAAUAACAAGAAACUUACAGAGUCAAUUUCCCUUUUUUUUUUUGUUUUCGAAGAAGAGCGGAGACGAGGCAACUGUUUUACUUCUUUCUUGUUACAUUUCUGCUUUUCCGAUGUGUAUACCAUACACUUGAGGAUUUUCCUAGUCAACAAAAAACAAUCGUCUAAUUUUUCCUUUUGUUUCUUGUUUCUUAAUGGGUUUAUGUUCUAUAUGAAUCUGCAGGGAAAGGGGUUCGUCACGCCUAGGCCUAGGGUUAGAAUGAUAUCCUGUUUGACAUGA